UUCCGGUCUACGUGCAGCUGCCAUAUUGAAAAUAUAUUCUUCAAGGGUAACUUGCUCCUCCGGUUAGCCAUCAUGUUUCGCUUUGCUAAAUCUGCUGUGAAUCUUACCGGUGUGGCUGCUCGCCAGGUGAGGAACACCUCCACGGCACCACAGGACUUCCAUGCCAAAUACGGCACCGGCCUGUUGGUCGGAGGCAUUGGCUUCUGCACCGCUGUGUGGGCAUUUGUUAUCACUCAGACCGGCAUCACCUGGAAUCUGUCUCCGGUCGGCAAGCUGAUGCCCAAGCAGUGGCGGGAAAAGGAGGAGGAAUAAAGUAGUCUUCCUCACCUAGACGACCACGACGCCCAGAUCCCUCCUGGAGGAUGACCCGUAAAACAUUCUGGUUGUACAGAUGAUUAUAAAUGUUCUCAGACGCUGAAUGCCUGUGGCUGUUCCAGCAUGUUGACCUGUAGAAAAUAAAAACCCAACUCAACAAAGGUGUUUUUUUUGUUUAGUUU
Gadus chalcogrammus (walleye pollock) is the source of this 497-nucleotide messenger RNA. RefSeq names its product cytochrome c oxidase subunit 7B, mitochondrial. The transcript has 3 exons. Gene Ontology annotation, biological process: mitochondrial electron transport, cytochrome c to oxygen. The coding region runs from base 73 to 312 and encodes 79 amino acids. NCBI's taxonomy places the organism in Eukaryota, Metazoa, Chordata, Actinopteri, Gadiformes, Gadidae. The record is from RefSeq and is a predicted model, not a curated record.